UUUGGGGUUAGAAAGCUGAAACUGGAGAAGAACCAAAGUUACAAGAAACUAAUUAUUUCAAGGAAUUUCCCUCUCGUUUUCUUUCUCUUUCUCUUAUCAUUUUGCUUCUUCUUUUUUUUUUUUUUGCUCUUUGUGUUUCACAAAUUUGGUUAGACUUUGGGACCUGAGAUCCUGACUUAGCAAAACAAAAAUCAACCCUUCAACCAGCAGCUGCUUCCCAAGAAAAAAAAAAACAUAAUUUUAGCAAAAGAAGAAACAAUUAUAUACAUAGAGAAAUAGUUGAUAAUCUAAAGUUGUAGAGGUAUAGUUAGUAUAAAUAUAGUAAGGAAAUAAAAAAACAACAAAAAAAAAGGGUGGUUUUAAGGAAGAUUAUGGGGAGAGGAAGAGUAGAGUUGAAGAGGAUAGAGAACAAAAUAAAUAGACAAGUUACAUUUGCAAAGAGAAGAAAUGGGUUGCUCAAGAAAGCUUAUGAGCUCUCAGUUUUAUGUGAUGCUGAGGUUGCUCUUAUUAUUUUCUCUAACCGUGGCAAGCUCUAUGAGUUUUGUAGCAGUUCUAGCAUGCUCAAAACACUUGAUAGAUACCAGAAAUGCAGUUAUGGUGCAGUGGAAGUUAGCAAGCCAGCCAAGGAGCUUGAGAGCAGCUACAGGGAGUACCUAAAACUGAAAGCUAGAUAUGAGGAACUGCAACGAACUCAGAGGAAUCUCCUUGGUGAAGACUUGGGUCCAUUGAACUCAAAGGAGCUUGAGCAGCUUGAGCAUCAACUAGAGUCAUCCUUGAAACAUGUCCGCUCCACCAAGACCCAAUAUAUGCUUGACCAGCUUUCUGAACUUCAGAAUAAGGAACAAAUGCUAAUGGAAACUAACAGGGCUUUGUCAAUAAAGCUUGAAGAAGUUAGUGCCAGAAACCAGUUCCGAGUAUCAUGGGAAGGUGGUGAGCAAAGUGUAGCAUUCACUAACCAGCAGGCUCAAUCUAUGGGGUUGUUUCAGCCAUUGGAAUGCAAUCCAACUUUGCAGAUAGGGUACUGCAAUCCUGUUGCUUCAGACCAGAUGGCUGCAACAACUCAUGCUCAGCAAGUCAAUGGGUUUAUCCCUGGAUGGAUGCUCUAAAUUUUUUGGUUUCAGCAAUGUGGUCAAUGGCCACAAACUAGUAGCCAAAAAUGCUUCUUGAUGUUGGAAAAUGUGUAAAAAUAGUUUCAAGAGCAUAUGCAUAAUAUACUGCAUUGACAUAAACACUACUGCAGUGACUGAAUUUGCUGGUAAGACUAUUGAGACCUUGAGCCACAGACAAAAGGCAUGUGAUUGAUUAAGUUUAUAUAUAUGACAAUGGAAGACUUGACAAAAAGCUUUAUAUAUUAAAAUUAUGGUCCUUGCUUGCUUUCGCAUUA
Gossypium raimondii (Peruvian cotton) is the source of this 1384-nucleotide messenger RNA. Its product is annotated as agamous-like MADS-box protein MADS2. The transcript has 8 exons. NCBI's taxonomy places the organism in Eukaryota, Viridiplantae, Streptophyta, Magnoliopsida, Malvales, Malvaceae. Gene Ontology annotation, molecular function: RNA polymerase II cis-regulatory region sequence-specific DNA binding; protein dimerization activity; DNA-binding transcription factor activity, RNA polymerase II-specific. Bases 372 to 1106 code for a protein of 244 amino acids. Gene Ontology annotation, biological process: positive regulation of transcription by RNA polymerase II. Gene Ontology annotation, cellular component: nucleus. The record is from RefSeq and is a predicted model, not a curated record.